Molecule: messenger RNA, 306 nt
Organism: Symbiodinium sp. CCMP2456
Lineage: Eukaryota; Dinophyceae; Suessiales; Symbiodiniaceae
Source: the annotation of a GenBank genome assembly
GCUCCUGACAGCGUGUACAAUCGCCGUGCGAGUUCUACUGCACUGAAGGAGGAGGAUGUGCAAGAGCCACCUUCACAUCCCAAAGGUGGCAAGGCAGUCUUGAAGAAAUUGCGGCUGCAGUUGGCAGCACAGGAAGGCAAGAUGAGGCAGACGGAGGCGGCAUCGGCUGAGCGGCGCGAAGCCAUGCGUCGUGAGACGCAGCUAUUGGCAGACAGUCUUCGAGAAGUUGGGCUGCGAUGUCACAUGCUGCUAGGGAAGCACAAGAUGCUUCUCGACGACAGGAAGCGGCUAGAGGCAGAGGCGUGA